AUAAAAAAAAAAAAAAACAACGACAAUUUGCUGAGAAAGAAGAGAGGCAAGAUACAGUCUACGUUUAUUAUUGUUUUCUUUCUCUUCAUUUCCGGAUUAUAGCUAUCUCCUUAUAUACUUUCCUCCUGGUAUUUUGUUGGUUUUUAUCUAUAGUUUUUCAUUCUUUUUCUUUUUGCUCUUGUUUUUUAGUGGAUUGUAUCUCAAAUGAUUUUAGAAGAGGGACUCAAAGGAGAGGUUUGGUGGUGUUGAAGAAGAAGUUGCAGCUAGCCUAGCCCCAAGAAACGAGAAGAGAUCAAGCAAGCAACAAUUUCAGCUUUGCAGAUGGCAACUGCCUCAUCGUCCACACUUUUCUUUGGAACCAGGGAUGAAAAUCAAAACCAGAUGAUACAACAACAAUCAUCCAUCACACCCACUUCAUCAACUGCACUUACCACUGCACCUCAGAAGAAAAAGAGAAAUCAGCCUGGAACACCAAAUCCAGAUGCGGAAGUGAUAGCACUAUCUCCCAAGACUCUAAUGGCAACAAACAGGUUCAUUUGUGAGGUAUGCAAUAAAGGGUUCCAAAGGGAGCAAAACUUACAGCUCCACAGAAGAGGACACAACCUGCCUUGGAAGCUAAAGCAGAAGACUACAAAAGAAGUGAAGAGGAAGGUUUAUCUCUGCCCUGAGCCCACUUGUGUCCACCAUGACCCUUCCAGGGCACUUGGCGACCUCACUGGCAUCAAAAAGCAUUACUCAAGAAAACAUGGUGAGAAAAAAUGGAAGUGUGAGAAGUGUUCCAAGAGGUAUGCCGUGCAAUCUGAUUGGAAAGCUCAUUCAAAAACCUGUGGCACUCGAGAGUACAGAUGUGACUGUGGCACUCUUUUCUCAAGACGUGAUAGUUUUAUCACUCACCGGGCCUUUUGCGAUGCACUGGCUCAAGAGAGUGCAAGACACCCCACCAAAUUAAGCACAUUGGGUAGUCAUCAUCUAUUUGGAAGCAAUCACAUGAGUUUAGGAAUAUCCCAAGUUGGUUCCCAAAUUCCCUCAUUACAAGACCAGAAUCGACCAUCGACUAAUAUGUUGCGGUUAGGAAGCGCUGGAGCAGCAAAAUUUGAGCACCUCAUUCCUCCAUCAAACCCUUCUUCUUUACAAAACAUGCCAACAUCUGCAUUCUUCAUGCCUGAUGCUGCGAACCAAGGUUUCCAACAAGACCAUCAGUCUCACCAUGGUCACGGACCAUAUCUAAACAAACCAUUGCAAGGGCUUAUGCAACUUCCUGACCUUCAAGGCAGUACUAACAAUCCCCCCACAUCUGCCAAUCUUUUCAAUUUAGGCUUCUUUUCCAAUAACAGUGCUGCAAGCAGCAUAUGUACCAGCGAAAAUGCCAGUGCAUCCGCCGACUUACCGAAUUCCGGAUUUUUAAGCAUUAAUCAGUUUAAUAGUGGGAAUGGUGGUGCUGGUCAAGCGACAGCAAUGUUCUCUACUGACAUGGGAGAUCAGGUGGGUUCAGGACUCUCCUCUCUUUAUAGCACUUCAAUGCAACCUGAGAACAUUUCUCCACACAUGUCAGCCACUGCAUUGCUUCAAAAAGCUGCUCAAAUGGGUUCAACUACAAUCAGCAACAAUUCCUCGUUGCUAAGGGGAUUGGGGUGUUCAUCAUCAAGUGGGACAAAAUCUGGUAGGCCAGUUUUAUCUGCUAACUUCAGUAGUAAUUUUUGUAGUGGCACUGGAGGUGAAACGGUAAGAUCACAAAUGGAGGAUGAUAGCAAUCUUCAAGGACUAAUGAACUCUCUAGCAAAUGGUAACACCUCCAUUUUCGGGGCAGGCCACGGACAAGAUCAUAGCAACUUCGGAGGGUUCAGUGAAAGUGGGAUGACACUUGAACAACAGAGCAAUAACGCCAACUUUUGCAAUGUUAAUGAGGCCAAGUUGCAUCAAAAUCUUGCGGCAAACAUAGGUGGGACUGAUAAAUUAACGUUGGAUUUUCUAGGUGUUGGAGGAAUUGUAAGAAACAUUGGUGGAGGUUUUUCGCAGAGAGAACAUGGGUUCAAUAUUAGCUCUUUGGACCCCGACGUGAAGUCAUUAGCUCAAGCAGCAAGUCAACGAUUUGGAAGUGCAAAACUUGUCUAAAAUAUAGACCAGAGGUCGAGCUAGGCACUUAGGCAAGCUAGCUUUGUAGGCUAAUAUGAAGGGAAAAAAAAAAAAAACCUUCUUUGUUUUUUGAAUUUGACGACAUGAAUUAGGGUUUUAUUCCAAAAGUGUUUUAAGGCUUACUCUAGCUUACAUUCAAUUAAGUUAUUUUCAUUUUGCCUACUCUUGUCGUUGCUUUCUGCCAUAAACGGAGAUGGUAAGAACAAACAAAAACCCUUAUUUCUCUCUUUUCCCCACAAUUAUUCUCUCAAGUACAUUUUUAUUUGUAUUCAGCAGAGUCGCUUUACAAGGAAA
Molecule: messenger RNA, 2427 nt
Organism: Durio zibethinus
Lineage: Eukaryota; Viridiplantae; Streptophyta; Magnoliopsida; Malvales; Malvaceae
Product: protein indeterminate-domain 4, chloroplastic-like
Cellular component (GO): nucleus
Molecular function (GO): DNA-binding transcription factor activity
Source: RefSeq, a predicted model, not a curated record